This is a messenger RNA of Neoarius graeffei (lesser salmon catfish), 3897 nucleotides long. RefSeq names its product protein SOGA1. The record is from RefSeq and is a predicted model, not a curated record. Gene Ontology annotation, biological process: regulation of autophagy. NCBI's taxonomy places the organism in Eukaryota, Metazoa, Chordata, Actinopteri, Siluriformes, Ariidae. The transcript has 11 exons. The coding region runs from base 47 to 3784 and encodes 1245 amino acids.
CAGCACCCUGACGAAAGCAGAGAGAGAUGUUUCUCCUUUCACCACCAUGGACGGCAGAUGGAAGUUCAGCGCGUCGGGCGCUUUGGAAUUCAGCGGGGAUGGAGCGCAGGAUGAGCUGCUGAGGGACAUCGACGACUUACGAUCAGAAAAUGAAUAUUUAAAGGACGAGUUAGAGGAGCUGCGUUCGGAGAUGCUGGAGAUGAGGGACCUGUAUAUGGAGGAGGAUGUGUACCAGCUACAGGAGCUCAAGCAGCAACUGGAACAGGCCAACAAGACGUGUCGCAUCUUGCAGUAUCGCCUUCGCAAGGCUGAGAGACGCAGUCUGCGUGUUGCCCAGACCGGCCAGGUGGACGGCGAGCUUAUCCGCACUCUGGAACAUGAUGUCCGGGUGGCAAAAAGUGUGUCCCUGCGCCUGCACACUGAGCUUGAGACGGUGCAAAAGAAGAACUUGCGGCUGGAGUGGGAAAAUGAAGAGCUGCGGGAGCAGCUCCAGAAUCUAGAAGUGGCAAAGCAGGUCCUGCAGGCAGAAAUGAACAAAUCUAAAGAGAAUUCCAUAAAGAGGAGAAGUUUGAAAUCUGCUGGGAGCAAGAAUGAAAAGAAGAAUCCCCCACAGGAUGAUAGUGAAGAUCUGAAAUGCCAGCUGCAUUUUGCCAAAGAGGAAUCAGCCCUUAUGUGCAAGAAGCUGACUAAGAUGGCUGAGGAAUGUGAGACCAUGCAAGAGGAAUUAUCCAAGUACAAACUGCUUUACGGCGAUGUUGAUGCAUCUCAGGCUGCAGCAGGGACCGUUAACUCUGCCCACACACGUGAAGCAGAGGUCAAAGUUCAUCUUCGUCUGGUGGAAGAAGAAGCUACACUGCUGAGCCGACGGAUUGUGGAGCUGGAAGUGGAGAACCGAGGGCUGAGAGCGGAGAUGAAUGAAAUGCGAGAGAGAGCAGGAUGGGGCCAAGACGAGGAAGACACAGUUAUAGAGGGCAGAGAGAAGUGUCUGGCUACAUCUUUGUCUGUAGAGAAAGAAAAAGAGGCUAAUGGUGUUACACAUAAUGGGCAUCCAGAGGCUGAAGAAAGAACUGAAGGCAAUGUCCAGUCAGUGAGUGUAGUAGGAGUAGAGAACUGUCCAUUAAGUCACAACCUUAGAGAGGAACCGAUGGAUGUGGUGACACACCAUCCUCAAGACCAAAAUAUAUGUCAUGAGAAUGCAGCAAAAGACCAGGGUUGUACUGCUAGUCUGAAGGAUCGAGAGGCCCUGCUUGCAAUCCGUGACCAGGCUAUGCUAGUUAGAUCAAUUAUCCAGGUCCUAAUCCCACCAGCAAAAAACGGUUUCUCACCAAUGUCCAACCAUAACUUUAUCUCGAGCAACCUUUUCCUCAGCAAAAUUGAGGCUGAUUCUCAUUGCCUGAAUAAUCCAUGGGUUUUGGAUCCCAUGAUGAGUCCCUUGACCAGUGGACUGGAGGUGCUACAAGCCCAGUUACAUACCCUUGUUGCAAAGUUAGAUGUUCUGGUAAAUUCUGUGCCGAGUGAAAUUGGUCAAGAUGCAAAUGCAGAAAAGGUGAUGGAGACAGUUGAACAAGUAGCACAGCAAUGUUCUGCUGAGAAAAAGACCUGCAAUGAGGAGCAGAACUGUAACCAGGCCAGUCUUGAGCUACUCACGAUACAACUCCGCUGGUUCCUCCGGCAAUGGCGGCAAGGAGAGAGACCAUCUGGAGAAGACAAGAACCUAUUUGAGAUGGACUUCCAGAAAGAUCUUUAUCCUCAAAUGAAGGCUGACUUACUGGGAUCCAAGAAAACUUGCAACUCAUCUAGAGAAGCAAAACCUUACGAAAAGUGCCAUAAGCAGAUGAGCAGUGCUCUGCUCUCAGAUAUGAAGGCAGCACUGCAGGAUUUGUGUUGUGAGCUGCAGGAAGAAUACCGGGCUGGCCAGCAUGUUGCACAACAGUUUGCAGAAGCUAAAGCAGCAUGGACUGUGGAGUGUACAGAGCUCAGGAGCCUCAUUAGUAGACUAGAGGAUCCAUCUGAGGCAAAGGAUAUUCCAGACCCGAAGAUGGCAUUGCAGAAGGAUUAUUUUGAGGAGCUUCAGAACCUUUUAGAUGAGUCCCAUGCUGCAGUCAUUGAUGUGACCAGACAACUGAAAAUGUGUGAGCGUAAUUGGAAUUGCGAGCCUCAGGAGCUCCUAACAUACCUACGUGAAGUCCACCUGGCCUGGGACAAGCAAAGCAAGGACAAUGAGGCAUUCAAGCGCCCCCAGAAAAGAGGAGAAACAAAAAGACUGACUCAUCAAGCUGGUCUGUCAACAUACAGGUCCAGCAAGAAUUGGAUAUACCUCAGCCAAGAGGCAGCUUUGGUGGACAGAGAAGAUCCAUUCAAGACCUGGGACUGUCCCAUCAUACCAACCAGCUUCUCUGGUCUGAAUCUAAAGCAGACAACAGCACAGAAAAGCCACACAGCUCCAGAGAAAACCACCAUCCGCAUAUACUACAGUCCCCCGUCAGCCCGCAGGAUUCUUCUAAGUGCUGUGCCAUUUGGAGAUGAGGACAAGCAUGAGAAGAAACAGGAGAAAGAGGAACCAUACUGCCAACACUCUAAACAUAUAAAUGAAAUGAAUGUCUGUGGUACCUGGCAGGGUACUUUACCUUUUCAGUGCCAGAGCAUGAUAGAGCAGGGCCCAUUUGCUGUUAUUAGAUCCAAUCCAUCUUCUGGUUUUCAGUACCCUGGUGUUUCAUCUUCAUCUUGCUUGCCCUUCAGUGGAUGGGAGGUCUCAGGAAACUUGAGUGAUGACAUGAAAGAAAUGACAGCUAGUGUGCUUGAAAGGAGGAGAAGGAGCAUCUCGGGUAACCGUUCUGUUGGAGUAAUCAGUAUAGGAACGCAGACUCAUACCCAGCCACAGGUGAAUAGUAUUGGACUUCAGACUGACAUCUAUCAAAAUAUGUGUGCAAACAAACACCGGUCACCCAGGGUCCCCUCAUUUGUGUCUGCCCGCUCCCAAAAAAAUUCAUAUUCCUUGGAGAGGAUGCCUGGGCCAUUAGAUAAGCCUCCAUCUUGCUCAGCUUCACCCAAACUACAGCGACGGCACUCCAUCUCAUCUCCCCUUUGCUCCAGCUCUUCUUCUUCUUCCAACACUACAAACUCCCCUUAUUCUUUCAACUCAGCUUCCUUGUCCUCAUCGUCAUCUCUGACCAGUUCCUCUAAGUUGGAGCCCCCUAAGGAAUGUAGUGUAUGGGGUCUUCCUCAGUGCAGUUCUAGAAACAUGAAACCUACCUCAACAUUUGGGGGUAGCAGUGAGAAGUCUGCUGGCCGUAAGACUGCAGGAAUCCACAAGUAUGGCCUGGUUCAAGAGUUUUUCCGCAACGUGUGUGGUCGUGGAGAGAAACAAAACCCACCAAAUCCAGGAGGGGAGAAGGUACCAGAUUUACGCAGGGAUCAAGCAAGUUCAGCAAGAUUAAAGAAAACAGAAGGGCCUCCUUCUAGGAUUCCCACAGUGCCACUGGGCAGGAGUGACAGUGUCACUAGAAUUGUUAAUCACAGAUUUAUGAAACAGGGUAGGAAGGAUGAACCACGACCAACCCAGACACAAACACAGGGUCAGUACCAAAACCAGACCAAGACAGCCAUGAGCAAGGAUAAGGGAUUUGGCCCUGCUUCUCUGGAGGAUGUUCCCUGUGGCUGCAGCUCUCGAACUCUAGCGUCCUGCUUCGCUCGAGUGUCUCGCACCAAUAUUCGUCACACCCACAGCCACUGUAAGCUCCGCCCCACAGCAGCUGAUGGGAAAGGGAAUCUGCUUUCUCAGUGAUGGGUGGCAUCACCAUGCACACUGAUACCAAUACACAGCUGACAGGAUACUUUACAAAGGUGGAGCAGCUACCUUAUGUUUUUUUUUUCUAUUAAGACUUAUUGUAGUACAAA